CUUGUCUUGAGGCAGUUUUACUUGAAAGUCGGCCGGAAUCAGAAGCACGAGGGAUACCUCUGAAGAACAAUCAAGAUGGACGACGCAAUGAACGGCGGCAACUUUAAACACUACAACACCGAGCCUCCUACGGCGAAGCUCGUGAUGCCUCUUUUCUCCCUUAAGGGAAAGACAGCCAUCAUUUCGGGCGCUGGGGCUGGGAUAGGAUUGGCCGUCGCUCGUGGAUAUGCUGAAGCCGGUGCGAACGUUGCUAUAUGGUAUCACAACAACAAAAAGGCAUUGGAGCGUGCUGCUGACAUCGAGAAGGAGUUCGGGGUCAAGUGCAAAGCAUAUCAAGUCGACGUGAGGGAUGCAAAGGCUAUCGAUGAGGCCAUCGUAUCUCAGGUCAAGGAGUUCAACAACAGAUUGGACAUUUUUGUGGCCAACGCUGGUAUACCCUGGACCCAAGGACCCAUGAUCGGUGGUGAACUCGAACACUAUCAGAACGUCAUGAGGAUCGACGUAGACGGGGUCUUUUACUGUGCUAGAACAGCAGCGCGGAUAUGGAGAGAACAGAAGAAGAACAAGUUGGAAAACUUCAACUAUGGCAAGUUUAUUGCAACAGCGAGUAUGAGCGGUCACAUCGCCAAUAUUCCCCAGUUGCAGACUGCAUACAAUGCUGCCAAAGCUGCAGUCAAGCACAUGUGCCAAUGUCUAGCAAUUGAAUGGGUUCAAUUUGCCCGAGCCAACAGUAUCAGUCCCGGUUACAUUGCGACCGAGAUCAGCAACUUCGUUCCUCCAGAGACCAAGGAUAUCUGGCGGGACAAGAUCCCUAUGGGUCGUGAGGGUGAGCCCAUUGAGCUAGUCGGAGCAUAUUUGUAUCUUGCUAGUGAUGCUAGCUCGUACACGACAGGAACCGAUAUAAUCGUGGACGGAGGAUACUGCGCCCCGUAAAGACCAUGAAAAGAUGUCCCAAUGAAGAAUGUUCCCGAGCAAAGUUAAUUGCCAAUGAGAUCCAUCUUGUCGAACUGCAGGGUUUCUCUCCCAUCCAAAGAGAGUCAGAGACUUAUCCAGCAUCUCACUGUAUUCCAGCUUCCAGACUCG
Molecule: messenger RNA, 1083 nt
Organism: Exophiala xenobiotica
Lineage: Eukaryota; Fungi; Ascomycota; Eurotiomycetes; Chaetothyriales; Herpotrichiellaceae
Exons: 2
Coding region: 76-933 (285 amino acids)
Cellular component (GO): intracellular anatomical structure
Molecular function (GO): oxidoreductase activity, acting on NAD(P)H, oxygen as acceptor
Source: RefSeq, a predicted model, not a curated record